This is a messenger RNA of Oncorhynchus nerka (sockeye salmon), 9388 nucleotides long. Its product is annotated as spectrin beta chain, non-erythrocytic 4-like. The record is from RefSeq and is a predicted model, not a curated record. Gene Ontology annotation, molecular function: actin filament binding; phospholipid binding. Bases 1 to 3318 code for a protein of 1105 amino acids. The transcript has 12 exons. Gene Ontology annotation, cellular component: plasma membrane; stress fiber; cortical actin cytoskeleton. NCBI's taxonomy places the organism in Eukaryota, Metazoa, Chordata, Actinopteri, Salmoniformes, Salmonidae. Gene Ontology annotation, biological process: muscle cell development; actin cytoskeleton organization.
AUGGUGGGAGAAACACUAGUCUUGGCUCAGACUGCAGGGAAGAUGAGGCAGUUGCCAGAGGUGAGGGCGUGCCAAGCCAGCAUCGCCAACCCUGCCACCCUGCAGAGGCUCAUGCUCUCCUUCGAGCACGCCCUCCAGCUGCUCGUCUCACAGGUAAGGCAGCUACAGGAAAAUGCGGCCCAGCUGAGGACCAUCUAUGCCGGAGAGAAGGCUGAGGCCAUCAUGAGCAAAGAGCAGGAAGUGAUGUCAGCAUGGAAGGAGUUACUGGUUUCCUGUGAGGCCAGUCGUGUGCAGGUCACCUCGGUGACAGACAAGGUGCAGUUCUUCUCGGUGGUGCGCGAGCAGCUCAUGUGGAUGGAGGGCAUCAUGGGACAGAUUGGAGGGGACGACCCCAGGGACUCGUCUUCUGCAGAGGUGAUGAUGAAACAGCAUGGUGAGCUGAAAGCCAAGAUGGAUGGCCGUAGGAAGACAAUACAGCAAUGUGUGGAGCUGGGAAAGAUCCUGCUGGCCGCAGGCAACCCAGCCUCCGAGGAGAUAAAGGAGAAGUUGGAUGCGCUCCUGGCUAAGCAGAAGGAUCUCUCUGAGAGAUGGGACAAACAGCAGGAGAAGCUACAGCGCAAGAAGGAUCAGUUCCAGUAUGCCCAGGAGACGGUGAAGGCAGAGGCCUGGCUGAAGGCCAAGGAGCCCCUGAUUAGCUCCAGCUCCUCCUCUAGGGUGGCUGGGGGGGCUGGAGGAGACGCCCAGGUCCAGACUGAUGAGGUGGAGCAACUCAUCCUCCGCCACGAGGCCUUCCGCAAUGCUGCAGCCACCUGGAAGGAGCGCUUCAGCUCACUGAGACAGCUCUCCAAUGCAGAGAAGCUGAGAGAAGAACAGAGCAGCAAGCCUUCCCCAAUGCCACUCUCCAGUCGGAGGAUGUUCCCAUCAUCCUGUCUCACUCCGACCAUUCCUCUUGCUACCUCAACUCUGCUGAGACAGACGGUCCAGGUGCAUAUUGAGCCCAGGCCCAAGCAGACCAGUCUGGAGAUGUCUGCCUCUGCCUCCUCUGCAGCCCAAAGGUUGGGUUCUACCAUAGCCAGCUACGCUCCUGUCAUAAAUGGCUCUGGUUACCAUGGACUGGACAAUCAGAGCAGCAGCGGGGGAUUGGAGAGUUCCAACUACCCUGGACUGAACCAUCCGGGCAGUGGAGGAGUGGACAGCAGCUCUAGUUACCUUGGAGGGAACCAUCAGACUGGCUCCCCGCCAGUGGAUAGUUCUGGCUACCUUGGACUGAACCAACAAAACAGUGGGGGUAUGGUUAGUCCAGGCUACCUACCUCAAAACCAAAGUAGUGGGGGUAUGUGUGGUCCAGGCUACCUUCCUCAAAAUCAAAGCAGUGGGAGUAUAGGUAGUCCAGGCUACUUGCCGCAAAAUCUAAGUAGUGGGAGUAUGGGUAGUCCAGGCUACCUGCCAAAAAAUCAAAGUAUUGGGGGUAUGUGUAGUCCAGGCUACCUGUCGCAAAAUCAAAGUAGUGGGGGUAUGGGUAGUCCAGGCUACCUGCCUCAAAAUCAAAGUAGUGGGGGUAUGGGUAGUCCAGGCUACCUGCCGCAAAAUCAAAGUAGUGGGGGUAUGUGUAGUUCAGGCUACCUGCCGCAAAAUCAAAGUAGUGGGGGUAUAGGUAGUCCAGGCUACUUGCCGCAAAAUCAAAGUAGUGGUGGUAUGGGUAGCUCAGGCUACCUGCCGCAAAAUCAAAGUAGUGGGGGUAUAGGUAGUUCAGGCUACUUGCCGCAAAAUCAAAGUAGUGGUGGUAUGGGUAGCUCAGGCUACCUUGCACAAAAUCAAAACAGUGUUGGGAUUGGUAGCUCAGGCUACCUUGGGAAAAAUCAAAGUAGUGGGGGUAUGGGAAGUACUGGCUACCUUGCACAACACCAAGGUAGUGGGAGUAUGGGUAGUUCAGGCUACCUUGCGCAAAGUGUUGGGGGUAUGGGUAGUUCUAGCUAUCUGCCUCAAAGUGGUGGGGUCAUGGACCCCAAAAUGGCAUAUGCGUGGCAGCAUCUGAAAGCUGACUGCAUGCAGCCCAGGAUCAACCACAUGCACAAAGCUGUCAACCCCCUCCUGGAGGCCAGCAGGGCGCAGAGGGAACAGUUUGGGGACAUCCCCAUGGUGGACAUGAUCGGGCCAGAGUCUGGCCUGGAUCUCCUGCACGGCAGGCUCCAGAGGGACCCUCGCGGCAGCCGCUCCGACCCCCAGAUGGACCACCUGCGGCGGGAGAGGGAGUACAAGCUGGGUCGGCAGACCUCCAGCGAACAGGAGAUUCAGGCGCGGCUCAACGAGCUGCCAAUGAUUGUGCGCCAGGAGCGCUAUAGGCGACGCCUGGAGAGGCAGUCGUCCAGCGAGCAGGAGGGCAGUGGGAAGGCGAGGACACCGAGGCAGGACGACUCCAGCGACAUGGAGUCAGCCAAGGAAGGCUCUGACAAGCGCUCAAUAGAGAAGAGAGCCACCACCAUGGCUGAGAUUGUGGAGCAGGCCCAGGAGAGAGAGGCAGCACAAGCUCGAGGGGAGAUGUACCGCCCCACCAGCAGCCUCUCAGCACCCGUGACCUACGAGCGCCCGCGAGCCCGAGACCGCCCCAAACCCCGCAGGAGACCCCGCCCCAAAGAGCCUGAGGAGAAGCGACGCUCUCGCUCGGCUCCGGCCCAGAGCCCGGCACAACUUCUGCCACCCUCACACACUGCCCAUAAUGAAGGCUUCCUGUACCGCAAACACGACUUUGAGGGGCACCAGAAGAGUCCCAGCAGUAAGUCCUGGGUGAAUUUGUAUUGCGUGUUGACAAAGGGAGGGAUCACUUUCUACAAGGACGCCAAGAGCACCACCACACCUUACAAUGAAGAAACCCCACUCGACCUGAGCGUCUGUAUAUGUGAUAGCACCAUAGGAUACAAGAAGAAGAAAAAUGUCUUCGUUAUCAAGAAAAAUGAUGGCAAUGACUAUAUUUUCCAUGCAAAGGAUGAGGAGGACCUGAAGGCUUGGGUCACUAACAUCACCACCAGUAUAACUGAACAUGAGGAGAUCGCCAAGUGGGACAAGCCCACCACCUCGUCCACAGAUCCCGACCGCUCGGAGAGGAAGGAGAAGUCGGAGGGCGACGCAGACGCCAGGUCAGAGAGGUCUGAGAUGGGAGGAGAGGUGGAGGAGGAGGAGAGGUCAGAGAAAGAGAGGUCUGAGAAGGGAGAGGGGUCCAAGAAGACGGGAGAAGGCUCAGAGAAAGCAGACACGUCGGAGAGGGGUGAGAGGGCAGAGGGGGGGGCAGGGGGCUCCAGCACGUCAGGGAAGAGCAAAUGAUCCCCGCUGAGUGGAGGAGUGGACUGGCAUCCAACCAUCUAAAGUCCCCCCCCUCCUAACUUUACCCUACGACACCAGACAGUGCUGAACAAGGGAGACAGAGGGAGAUGUGUACAUUUCUGUGCAUAUAUUCUCUCUUUUUCUCUCUCUAUAUCUCUCUGUCUCUCUCUGUGACAUCCUGAGGCUUGGGUCCUAAUGUUAACUGUGACUGUCUGAUCUUUCAGCCCCUCCCCCCUCCCCCAGGCAAAAUACAUCAAUACUUGCAUUGCAUUGUGGCCCUUGCUGGUAGGUUGGAGGAUAGGGGAGAUUAACCAGCGCCACUGUGUGGUCACAGGCAUUUGUCACAGUCACGACUCAUUGAUCAUUUAUUUCUUGGAUUCACAGCAUCUCUCAGUAUAUAUAUAAUAUACCUAUGACUGACUAUGUAAUGCUCUGUCUAAAACAACCCAAGCAGUGGUGAAUGAAAUGUCUCACAAUAUUUUGAAAAAGCUUUUUUCUGAAGCAAUAUACUUUUUUAUUUAUUCUCUUUGUUUGAGAGAGAGUGAAAGGAGACAAGAAACAGUUGCUUAUUAAUUCUAUGAUUGUUCACAUUCAUCAUCAGCUUAUUUCUGUCAGGUCAGCAGCACUUUAAACACUUCCAACACGUCUGUGUAUACUCAGCAUAUUGACAUUUCAAACCCACCUCAUCGCUAUCUCUGAGUCAUGUUGUCAUGAUGGAAUGCUGGUAUUACCUACUUGUGUUCAUAAUUGAAUUGACCAACACAUGAUUCUCUUCUGAACUUUUGGAUUAAUCAUGUACAGGCUCAUGCCAUGCCAGGAAUAAAGGUGAAAUAGGGUUGCCAACUGAUUAAAACUCCAUCACAUCCAAGAGUCUAUUCAAGGAGGCAAUGCCCAACUUAACCUCCUUGUGGUGCCAGACCUGUGUCAUGGCAUGGCAGUAUAGUGCACCUUCUAUUUGAAUGCCUUCAUGUUCUUCGUGGUCUUGAGAGGUUCACCAGUUUUUAAAUGAAUUUGGCAGUGCAAUAAUUCCAUCUGAAGGGAAGGUCUGUGUAAAAUGCUAAUAUCAUGGUAGAUCUUAAACUAUCCCCACAUAAAGUAUGGUGAUAAGAAGAUGUGUUUUAAUGACAUAGCAGAGAGAAGCCCAAGCCAGAAAUAAUUCAUGCUUCUUUUGACUGCUAUUUGAUCUGAGACAAAUUAAGAAGCAUUAGAACCCCAUUGCUGUUUUUAUUAUAUUAUUAGAAUAUAUUCGACAGGGACUGUAAUGGUUUCACUUGUGAAAAUACAGUAGUCAACAUUAGGUGAACCCCAAAAUAUACAGUUGAAGUCAUAAUUUUACAUACACUUAGUUUGGAGUCAUUAAAACUUGUUUUUCAAACAUUCCACAAAUGUAUUGUUAACAAACUAUAGUUUUGGCAAGUCGGUUAGGACAUCUACUUUGUGCAUGAUGUUUACAGACAGAUUAUUUCACUUAUAAUUCACUGUAUCACAAUUCCAGUCAGUCAGAUGUUUACAUACACUAAGUUGACUGUGCCUUUAAACAGCUUGGAAAAUAACAGAAAAUGAUAUCAUAGCUUUAGAAGUGUCUGAUAGGCUAAUUUACAUAAUUAGUCAAUUGGAGGUGUACCUGUGGAUGUACUUCAAGGCCUACCUUCAAACUCAGUGCCUCUUUGCUUGACGUCAUGGGAAAAUCAAAAGAAAUCAGUCUAAAAUAAAUUGUAGACCUCCACAAGUCUGGUUUAUCCUUGGGAGCAAUUUCCAAAUGCCUGAAGGUACCAUGUUAAUCUGUACAAACAAUGGCAUGCAAGUAUAAACACCAUGGGACUAUGAAGCCGUCAUACCGCUCAGGAGGGAGACACGUUCUGUCUCCUAGAGAAGAACGUACUUUGGUGUGAAAAGUGCAAAUCAAUCCCAGAACAACAGAAAAUGACCUUUUGACGAUGCUGGAGGAAACAGGUACAAAAGUAUCUAUAUCCACAGUAAAAUGGGUCCUAUAUCGACAUAACCCGUAAGGCCGCUCAGCACGGAAGAAGCCACUGCUCCAAAACUGACAUAAAAAAGCCAGUCUACGGUUUGCAACUGCACAUGGGGACGAAGAUUGUACUUUUUGGAGAAAUUUCCUAUGGUCUGAUGAAACAAAAAUAGAACUGUUUGGCCAUAAUGACCAUCGUUAUGUUUGGAGGAAAAAGAGGGAGGCUUGCAAGCCGAAGAACACCAUCCCAACCGUGAAGCACGGGGGUGGCAGAAUCAUGUUGUGGGGGUGCUUUGCUGCAGGAGGGACUGGUGCACUUCACAAAAUAGAUGGCAUCAUGAGAAAGAAAAAUUAUGUGGAUAUAUUAAGCAACAUCUCAAUAUGGGAUAUUGAGUCUUCCAAAUGGACAAUGACUCCAAGCAUACUUCCAAAGUUGUGGCAAAAUGGCUUAAGGACAACAAAGUCAAGGUAUUGGAGUGGCCAUCAUAAAGCCCUGACCUCAAUCCCAUAGAAAAUGUGUGGGCAGAACUGAAAAAGUGUGUGCGAGCAAGGAGGCCUACAAACCUGACUCAGUUACGCCAGCUCUGUCAGGAGGAAUGGGCCAAAAUUCACCAAACUUAUUGUGGGAAGCUUUUGGAAGGCUACCCGAAACGUUUGACCCAAGUUAAACAAUUUAAAGGCAAUGCUACCAAAUACUAAUCGAGUGUAUGUAAACUUCUGACCCACUGGGAAUGUGAUGAAAGAAAUAAAAGCUGAAAUAAAUCAUUCUCUCUACUAUUAUUCUGACAUUUCACAUUCUUAAAAUAAAGUGGUGAACCUAACUGACCUAAGACUGAAUUUUUACUAGGAUUAAAUGUCAGGAAUUGUAAAAAACGGAGUUUAAAUGUAUUUGGCUAAGGUGUAUGUAAUCUUCCGACUUCAACUGUAUCAUAAACUACUUCUCCCUCCCUGUUUUCUGUCUUUCUGAGAUUAAACCAAUAGAAAAUGAUUGUCAGUCAGAGGAGAUCAUUAAAUUGUAGAUAUCUUUAAGUACAGUCCACCAAUAAAUCCUAUGCUCAUUCUAUGGAAUGAAGUGGGUUAAAAUGAAAACAUUUACGUUAAUCUACACAAAUGAAAUGGGGAAACAAUACCAGUCAAUUACGAUAUUACUGUUUAUUUCAUUUAAAUGGAAAAAAAAUGCAAAUUAGGAGUCACUAACAAAGGAUAGUGUAUAUACACCAAUAUCUAGUUACAUUUGACAUUUUACAAGGGAAAAGAGUGCUGGACCUAGGUACAUUUGUUGUGUAUUUAUAAAUGUGUUUGUCAUUUAAUUGAUCAUACGGGUUUGCUACAGACAGUUUUUUCUAUUCGUAGUUAGAUCCUGUCAGGCAAGUGAAUUAUUAUAAGAACAGUCCUGUAGCGAAUGAUAGGCCUUCGCUACAUUUACUUGAACUGGUUAACAAACCUUGGAUGAUAACAAAGAACUUGCUAACCUGAAUGCUAGUUUAUUUAGCAACUCUGGAGCUGAUCAGACUGGUAUCCAGGCUACACACGUUUUAGCUGUGACUCUUGAGCUAUGACUUCAAAGCUAAAUACAACCAUACAUCCACAAAAUGUUUUGCUUGCUUCAGUCAUAUUGGAUGUUUAAUUAUAAACAUAUAUUGAUAAGCAAGUGAAUGAACACAAAUAUGUUGGUUUAGUUAGUACUGUACACCUACAAUAUGAAACCUCAAUAGCCAGCAUAGUAUGAUAUAAAUUUGGUCAACUCUGUUUCAAAUUGGCUACUUUUUAAUUAUGUUUACAGAUGUUUUUAUCUUAUUCCUAAAUGCCCCAUACCAUGGACCUUCCAAAUCAAACAUAAUUGCUUAAAGUGGUCUGUGUGUGUUAUUAGUCAUAACCAAAUCUGUAAAAAAGAAACAAAUAAAAAAACCUUGUUAAGCCUUAUCCCCAAAACCAGUAUUUAGAAAAUGAAUUGAUUUCACAAUAUACUCAAUACAGACUGUUCCAUUUGACCCAGGAUGCAAAUUCUGGCACUCAUUGGUAUUAAAGUGUUAUGACACAAGUAACAGUCUAACUGCAGCUUGUUGAUUGGACGCAGUUAUCUUAUUGGUAAGACUUGAAUAUAUCAUGAUAUAUGUGUUAUGUCAUCUGUUACAAUGUCGACUAGAAACUGUUGAGAAACUGUCAAUUACAGUAAAACAACAAACUGACUAUUGUAGGUGGUUAUUGUAGGUAACACCAUGCCAUUCUGGAUUACAGGCUUUAAAAACAAAUGGUACCUAAACUGAUCAUUUAUUAGUAGGCUUAUUACCAAUUGUUUUCAUUGUAACUAUUUCCUCUGGAAUUGAGCCUUUCAUUGCAGUACAUACCGUAUUUAUUAGUUAAACACUAGUAGCUGUUUCUCUUAUUUUCCACUGUGGAAAGUGAGAGGCUCUCCUAAUUCUAUUCAUUCUAAUUAUAUGGUUCCCGGCAUCUACAUUCUUAUCAGAGAAAUCCCAACAUCACUUGAUGAAACAAACAGGUUAAUACUAUAAUACUUACUAAACACACAUAAAUACUACAAUAUCUACUAAACACAGAAAUACUAUAAUGCCUACUAAACACACAGAAACAAGGUAACGUAAAGCUCUUGACCUCAUGGCUGGUGUUUUUGUGAUUUUGUGUUUUUCUUGUCUCAGAUACUGUGUUAGUGUACCUUAAUGAUACCUAUACCUUGCUGCUAUGACAUUUUCUCUAUGUAAACCUCUUUAUUUGCUGAUGCAAAAUUUCCAUGAACAUUGGUGUAUGCUUGACACAAAGGUGUUAAGCCAAGAGUUUUUGAAAAAGUAAUCAUCAACCAUCCUCCACAGAUCAGUAGAUACAUAAUGCAUUCUAUAUAGUAGUGGGAGAGAUUAAGAAAUUCCUGAUGUUGCAGCCACUCAGUGUUUAAAAAUCAAAGUAAAUUUGCUUGAUUGAGUAGAGAAAGUUAACAGAUUCCUGUGUUAGAGAUUCCACUCUGAAGUAGAAUAAAACAUUUUUUAAAUUUAAUUUGGCAAAUUAGUAAACCUUGCCAGAGUGUACUGUUCUUGAGACAGGCGUACGCAAAGGUAAAUUCUCUUGAUUUAGAGGGGGUAAACAUACUGUCAUUAUAACACCAAAUGACGUAAUCACCAAUUAGCAUUGGCAAACAUUUAUUAGAAUUCAUGGACUUAAUCCAUAUGACCAGCUAUGUACUUAAUGCUCCAAUCUCCACUUCUUAAUGCCUUUGUGCAUUUAACAAAUGGAGCAAAAUGUCAAGUGUCAUGACUGGUAAUGUCAAGUGUCAUGAUGACACAGUUAUGUAGGCAUAAUGACACAGUUAUGUAGGCAUAAUGACACAGUUAUGUAGGCAUAAUGACACAGUUAUGUAGGCAUAAUGACACAGUUAUGUAGGCAUAAUGACACAGUUAUGUAGGCAUAAUGACACAGUUAUGUAGGCAUAAUGACACAGUUAUGUAGGCAUAAUGACACAGUUAUGUAGGCAUAAUGACACAGUUAUGUAUACGCCUUCAACUAAAGUAUUCCCUGUAUUUAACCAAGUCAUUUGUUAAUUUUUUUGUAAGAAGAAGAAAAACUGUUUGUGUCAUAAAGCCACCUGGGGAUAGUAACUGAACCACAUAGCUCUGACAACCUAAGUGAAGAAAUCAGUCAUAGAUGUCAAAUGAAGGGCUGGUCUUUUAAAAAACAACUGUGUUUUCUGUUUUGAGGUAAUAACGCUUCAGAUCAGUAAGCUUGAAAUCUUUGCUUAUGUACAGUAUGUUGGUACACAAUAAAACAUUUUUAUGCUGUAUUCUGUAGCCCUCUUAUAGCAGAUCAGUGAAAGGCUGAAACACAUCAGAGCUACUUGCAGUUUUCAAGAGAGACGCAAGUCGAAACACUAAUAAUUGAUGAUGUGCACAGUGUAAAACGCUAGUGGCGACGCAGGGUCUAUAAGAAAUAUACAUGUAUACAGUAUUGCACAAAGUCUGCACAACUCAAUGUAUGUCUUUUAAGAAUGUACAUUUUAAUUCUGAUUUGUUUAUUAAUAGACUUUAAUAGACUGGAGCAACAUCUGCCAAUAUCUGUCUGUUGAAAUAUGGUAUUGUCUCAUAAACUCUGUUCAUC